Messenger RNA from Williopsis jadinii, 1761 nucleotides. RefSeq names its product E3 ubiquitin-protein ligase SSM4 (gene SSM4). Bases 49 to 1761 code for a protein of 570 amino acids. The record is from RefSeq and is a predicted model, not a curated record. Gene Ontology annotation, cellular component: endoplasmic reticulum membrane. The transcript has a single exon. NCBI's taxonomy places the organism in Eukaryota, Fungi, Ascomycota, Saccharomycetes, Phaffomycetales, Wickerhamomycetaceae.
CAGGGAAGAAAUCAUCAACGCUGGAAAAGAACCCAGUAACUGAGCGUAAUGGAGUCCGUGGCUGUCACCGAGGUCUAUUUCAAUGCACUGAUCUACUGGGGCAUAGGGACCACGUAUAUGUGUCUGUUUGCCCUUUUCAUUGGGAUGGUUCGCCAAUACAUCCUACGUCCUGGAGUGCUGUUCUUUAUAAGGUCACCAGAUGAUCCGAAUACGAGGCUGUUACACGAAGCGCUUGUCAGGCCCUUCAGGUUCCAAAUAAGCCGUAUAGCUCUGAGCAUACUGGUCUACAUGCUUUUCAUCCUGAUUGGGGUUGGUGCGUUGACUCGUGGGCUGGGCUUGCUUAACGUGAAGGUGUUGCCUGUGGAUGUCACUGUACUGUCAUCGUUCCUCACGCCGCUUGAGAUCUUCAUCAUAUCGAAGGAUGAUGCAGUCAUCAAGAAGUAUGUCAGACAGUAUUGGUUUAGGGCGUUUGGUGCUGCCAGUGCGCAGAUGAGACUCUCGAGCUUCAUACUGGGCAAAGCUGAUCCUAAGGAAAGGGGUCAUAUAAGGUAUAGAAACCUCAUUUCUUGGUUUAUCAAUGCUCCCGCAGACUACACGUCUCCAAAGACCGACUCUGAGGCAACAGAGGCAUUCAGAACCACCCCUGUUCAAGCGGUGUUCGUUCCAGAUGGGUAUUUCGUCAGGGCUCCACGUCACGAUACCGUCUCAAGGAAGUACGUGCGUCAGCUCUUCGUGCCAGUGACUAAGGAUGAUGUUCCUUUGAAGAGAAACGUGCCCAAGGAGGAGCCAAAGUUUGACGAUUUCGACGAAUCAGAGGAUGAGGUUACAACGACAAACCAAUAUACAGUUGUUUACAGACCACCGAUGUUUGGCGUACGUGUUAUCGUUUUCAUCCUCAUGUUGUGGGUCUUCUCACUAAUAUUGAUCUGUGGUGUGAUUAUAGCAGCCAAUGUCAUCGGCAGACCGCUCUUUGCCGUGGUCAGUUUAGUCCUUGGAUCAAACACCACGUCCCUAAGGGACAUGAAACUGGAUCUUGAGUCGAUUGGGAUAGGCCUCGUGAUAAUGGCAAACCUGCUGAGAGUAUACGAUAACCACAUCAUCCAUAGAUACACACAGGCUGAACAAGGACAGGUGGGAAUCCUACAACUCGUUGGAGCUAACCGUGCAGUGCUCUGGAGUAACUUGAAAAACAUUGUAUCGAUUGUGAUGGUUUUCUUUCUCUGGACUGGCUAUUUCACCUUUAUCAAUGCAUUUGCGUUUGACAUACCCCGUACCUCAUUACCUGAUUCCACAGGCUCGACAUCAUACCUGGCUUUUUCGCUGAUCAUCGUCAACUAUGUCCUUGAGCUGUCUGUCUUCAAGAUCCCACUCAUGGAGAUGAAGAGAAUGGUCACUGCAAACUUUGACGAGGCCGUUGCUGACAUCUACACAAGGCUAUGGAAGCCAGUGCUGAAGAAGUACCUCUGCGUUGUGCUGCCAACGGUGGCUGUUCUCCUUGUAGUCCAGGUCAUGGACCUGGAUCUACAAGACAAGUCAGGAUCAUCCACCUUCAUACUCAAUCUCCUCUACUACAAGGGGAAUACCAGAGUCAAGCACCUCUUAUGGGCUCAACUGGGAGGAGCUACUGUGGUGGCAGUAAACCACCUCUUCACCAUCGCAUCGGCUCUCAAGAACUACUUGAAGCAGCUCAACGACGAGGUCAAGGAGCAGUACUACUCCAAGGGCAAAACACUCGAGAACGUGUCGCUCUCUGAAGAAUGA